Penicillium chermesinum is the source of this 2022-nucleotide messenger RNA. RefSeq names its product chitin synthase D (gene chsD). Gene Ontology annotation, cellular component: cell periphery; cell septum. The transcript has 3 exons. Gene Ontology annotation, molecular function: chitin synthase activity. NCBI's taxonomy places the organism in Eukaryota, Fungi, Ascomycota, Eurotiomycetes, Eurotiales, Aspergillaceae. The record is from RefSeq and is a predicted model, not a curated record. The coding region runs from base 1 to 2022 and encodes 673 amino acids.
AUGGCGACAGACAAAUGGCCGGCCAAAGAUAUUGCGUAUUUGGCUGUGAUCGGACCAUUCAUGCUAGCAGCAGUUUUCGAGUGGCUCCUUUGGCUCGCAGCAUUCCUCUUUUGUCUGGUCAAAGUGUAUCAAAAGGCUGAUCACUGGAGCAUCAAAUUCCUGGCAGCUGUCAUGGCGGUCCUGUUCACUUUGCUACGUUUGGCCUUCCUUCCGGUCAUGCUCUUCACAUUACCGCUACCCGCCCGAGCAGCACAAUAUUUCCCGCAGGACGUCGUUAAUGCCUUUCAAUUGUUCGCGUUUUGGUCUUUUUCGAUUCUCCUGAUCGGUCCCUGGCUUUUCUGUGUAUACGGGCUCGUUGUGAAUUCGAUUGGGCGAAAGAAAAGGAUCCAGGAGGCCUUGGAUGAUCGUACUGCUCCCAAGACGGUCGUGGUGAUGCCGGUCUACAAGGAAGAGCCUGACGUACUGAUCAAGGCAAUCGACUCGGUAGUUGACUGCGAUUACCCGGCAUCUUGCAUACAUCUCUUUCUCUCUUGGGACGGCCCCAUUGUGGAUGAGACAUACAUGCGCAUCGUUGAGUACCUUGGCCUUCCAGCAUCCCAGAAAAGAUAUCCUCAAAGCAUCGACGUGAUUUACAAGAACGCUCGUAUCACUGUUUCCCGCUUCAAGCAUGGUGGUAAGAGGCAUUGCCAAAAGCAAACCUUCAAGCUCAUCGACAAAGUCUACAAAGAAUACUUGAAGAGACAUGACGAUCUUUUCGUCCUAUUUAUCGACUCCGAUUGCAUUCUCGACCAGGUCUGUCUACAGAAUUUCAUGUAUGAUAUGGAGCUGAAGCCGGGAAACAAGCAUAAUAUGCUUGCGAUGACGGGUAUUAUUACUUGUACCACUGGUAAAAACAGCCUCUUGACGAUCAUCCAAGAUAUGGAGUAUAUUCACGGGCAGCUUUUCGAGCGCACGGUUGAAUCCGGCUGUGGAGCGGUGACUUGUCUACCAGGUGCACUCACUAUUUUGCGGUUUUCUGCAUUUCGACGAAUGGCUAAAUACUAUUUCGCUGAGAAGGCCGAGCAGUGCGACGACCUAUUCGAUUUCGGCAAAUGUCAUCUUGGCGAGGACCGGUGGUUGACCCAUCUGUUCAUGAUUAGUGCGAAGGGACCAUACCAGAUUCAGAUGUGUACGGGUGCCUUCUGCAAGACCGAAGCAGUACAGACGUUCUCAAGUCUUUUGAAACAACGUCGCCGUUGGUUCCUGGGGUUCAUUACCAAUGAGGUCUGUAUGAUCACUGACGUGCGGUUAUGGAUGCGAUAUCCGCUAUUGUGCUUGGUUCGGUUCAUGCAAAAUACGAUCCGUACGACGGCGCUAUUAUUCUUUGUCCUGAUCAUUGCCUUGGCCACAACAUCGAAGCAUGCAUCCGAUCUGCCAGUGGGCUUCAUUGGAGUCUCGCUCGGGCUGAACUAUCUUCUCAUGUUCUACUUCGGGCUCCAAUUGAAGCGUUAUAAAGCCUGGCUAUACCCCAUCAUGUUCAUCAUAAACCCAGUGUUCAACUGGAUCUACAUGAUGUAUGGAAUUUUCACUGCAGGUCAGCGGACCUGGGGCGGCCCACGAGCGGAUGCUGCAGCUGCCGAUGAGAAUACUUCCCCCGAGGAAGCUGCUGAGUACGCCCGGGAACAAGGUGACGAGCUCAAUGUUAAUGUGGAUACAUUUCGCACCAACCUCCACCGUCGGCGAUCUGUUCCGAUCCGUCCCCCAGAGCGCAUUGAAGGACGAUUUACCCCAGCCGCGCAGCUCCUUGAUGGCUUCUACACUCAUGCCGAGGGAAAUUCGCUCCCUGAUAUGCGUGGCCUUAUGGCUCCCCGGAUGCCUGGGACAUUCCGAGACUCACUUGAGUCCGUUCUCAGUGCAUCAUCUGAUGGUGGUCACCCUAACCCAAUGGCAGUAACUCGCAACAUGGAAAGGUUGAUGAGCGAGGAGGAUCAGCAAAAGCUGUCUGAUGCCAGACAGUCUGGAUUUGCGAGUGAUGUCGUUUAA